UAACCUACGAAGAGCGUCCAUUUUUGUGUUUUGGAAGCUGCUACGACCGGCGACACACUCGCCACUGUCGCCUAUCCCAUCCCUAUCGUCCCAACCCAAUUCUCUUCGCCUCCUCUGGCCUGCAAUGGCUUUAGCUUCUUCCUCUUCUCACUGCUCGUGCUCCUUCGCUUCCCAGUUACUUCCUCGUCCAAAACCCAAAUUCCCUCCUUUAUUCUUUGCCUCUCCUCCUUCUCCUACCCCAAUUAGUCUUCCUUCUCCCUUGCGCCUCAGACCCGGGAAGCCCAUUUGCGCAGCCGCCAAGAGCAACCCCUCUGUCUCGGCCAAGCCCCAGAAAAGUGAGGAUAAGAAUAAGAGCAAUGAAGAAGAGUUUGAGGAAGUGGAGGAAGAUUUGCCUUGGAUUCAGGAAAAGGCCUUGGAUGUAGUGGAGUUCACGGGCUCGGUGACUCAGGCCAUUCCUGGUCCUAGAGUUGGGACUAGUUCUCUCCCAUGGAUUCUUGCUCUUCCUCUCGCCUAUGCCGGAAUCACUUUCGUCAUUGCCUUUGUUAGGACUGUUAGGAAACUCACUUCCCCAAAAGCCAAACGCAAGAGAUUGGUGAAUAAAAAUGCCAUGCUAUGCAAAUCAAUAGAUGAGUUGUUUCAGAAGGGAAGAGAUGAAGUAACCCCCGAUGCUUUCAAGCAACUCGCACAAAAAACAGAUUAUGGUGCAGAUGAGAUUUUGCGCAAGUAUAUACGAUAUGCUUUGAACGAAAGGCCAUUCAACCCAGAUUUGGUUGUUGAUUUAAUUCAGCUUAGGAAAGCUUCUGGGCUGGAUGAUUCCCAGGUUACUGAGGUUUUAAAUGAAAUCUCAAGAAGGAUUGUGCAAGAUAAAGGUCCCGUUGUGAUGGAUUUGUCAGGCUACACGGAAAAGGGUUUCAAGAGAAAACUAGCUGUUCAGGCCCUUUUUGGAAAGGUUUUCUAUCUAUCUGAGCUGCCAGAGUUCUGUUCAAAGGAUAGCUCCUUGGUCAUCAAGGAAAUAUUUGGUGUUGCAGACGAGGACGCAGACCAACUCCGAAUGCACACACUUUCUGAAGCAGGGGAUGUUGAAUCGCUUGAGAAAAUGGUUGAUGAUAGUUCGUAUUCAGAAGAAAUUAUUGAAGACCCAUCUGAGGAUCCUUGAUUCAUAUUCAUUCAGAAUAAGUUUAACCCAUGUUGUGCGGAUUUAUUUUAUGCCUUUACCGACAAGAACACUGGAACACCGGUACAAAAAGUUCACGAGUUAGUGUUUUUCUCUACCGUAUCAUGUAUGUAGAAAUUUUGGGGAGAGCAUGAAUUCAAGUAGUUUUUUGAAAAUAUGCCUGGGAAAUUUAUGUGCUAGUUUUUCAUUUUGCAAAAUAUACAUUCAGGCAGGCUGAUCCCCAUGUCCUUGCUAUUUGGCUUCUA
Molecule: messenger RNA, 1419 nt
Organism: Humulus lupulus (European hop)
Lineage: Eukaryota; Viridiplantae; Streptophyta; Magnoliopsida; Rosales; Cannabaceae
Exons: 6
Coding region: 125-1156 (343 amino acids)
Cellular component (GO): chloroplast envelope; chloroplast thylakoid membrane
Source: RefSeq, a predicted model, not a curated record